AUGGCUGAAAAUUUGCAAAUUGAUGAGAUUUUGAACCAGAAACGAAUUGGAGAUGUGAUAACUAAAGCUUUUGCGAUUUUUUUCUUUCCACUUGGUGAGUCUGAAAAUUUCAGUCAAAUAUUGAUUUUCAGCAUGAAAAUUGGGAAAUUUUGAGCCUAAAAAAGCCUAGGCUGUUUUUAGGCCCGGUUUCAGGCCUUAAUUAGGCUUCCAACGGAAAACGAUCAAAAAUUAAAGUUUUAUAGCUCAAAACGCUCCGAAUUUUCUGAAAAAUCGGAAAUUUUCAGUCAAAAAUUGAUUUUCAGCAUGAAAAUCUGAAAAUUUUGAGCCUAGGCUGUUUUUAGGCCCGCUUUCAGGCCGUAAUUAGGCUUUCAAAUGAAAAUGAUCAAGAAUUCAAGUUUUUUAGCUCAAAAUGCUGAAUUUUCUGAAAAAUCUGAAUUUUCCAGCCAAAUCUUGAUUUUCAGCAUUAAAAUCUGGAAAUUUUGAGCCUAAGGACACCUAGGCUGUUUUUAGGCCCGCUUUCAGGCCGUAAUUAGGCUUUCAAAUGAAAAUGAUCAAAAAUUAAAGUUUUAUAACUCAAAAUGCUCCGAAUUUUCUGAAAAAUCUGAAAUUCUGAGCCUAAAGACGCCUAGGCUGUUUUUAGGCCCGGUUUCAGGCCGAAAUCAGGCUUUCAGCUGGAAAUAAUCAAGAAUUCAAGUUUUUUAGCUCAAAAUGCUGAAUUUUCUGAAAAAUCUGAAUUUUCCAGCCAAAUCUUGAUUUUCAGCAUUAAAAUCUGGAAAUUUUGAGCCUAAGGACACCUAGGCUGUUUUUAGGCCCGGUUUCAGGCCUUAAUUAGGCUUCCAACGGAAAAAAUCAAAAAUUCAAGUUUUAUAGCUCAAAAUGUUCCGAAUUUACUGAAAAAUCUGAAAUUUUCAGCCAAAUAUUGAUUUUUGCAGGCCUAAUUCUUCUAAUUAUUCGAUGUUUCAUCGGUGUCCACGCGUUUCUCAUAGCUUGCCUACUUCGAAAAUCGAAUCGAAUUCGAUCGAUUGUGAUGCGAUUCAUGUGUUGUGUUUUGGGAAUUGUGGUGCGGAAAUUUGGUGAGAGGUGGGUGAUUUUUGGGCUGUUUUGAGCCAAAAAUCAUGAAAAAUGCUCAAUUUUGAGCCGAAAUUCGUGAAAAAUGAGCAUUUUGAGCCUAUUUUUCAGUUUUUUAGCUCAAAUUUAAAGAUUUUCAGCCAAAAAUCCCGAAAUUUCCAGAGACGAAUCAGCUCAAGUGCUCGUCUCAAAUCACAUUUCAAUUUUGGAUCAUUUGGCAAUCGACCUGAUUUCUCCUUGCUUUUUACCUUCUAUUUGGGAUAUUCCAACAGUCAUUAGAUGGUGAGUUUUGAUACCAAAUAGUACGGUAGUUUUAAAGGAGCAUGCGCGAAAAUUUGAAUUUUUCCGUGAUUCAUAUAUAUAAAUUAGCCAUUCAACAGUGGCGAGCAAAAGACGCUCGUAGCUCAGGCGGUUAGCGCACACUGUUUUGAUCUAGAGGUCACGGGUUCGAUCCCAGGUGCUGGCAAACUUUUUUUUCUUUUUCUUGAAUUUCUCAAAUUCCCACUAGAAAUUCCAGAUUUCUGCUGAAAAUUAUUGAUUUUGCAGGUGCUUCGGAUACGUGGAUUUGGGUGCAUCACGUGGUCGCUCGGAAUUGGUUCAAAAUGCCAAAAAAUUGUUGGCCGAAACACGCGGACAACCGAUUUUGGCAUUUCCGGAAGGCGAAAUUACGAACGGCAAAAGAGCGCUGCUCAAAUUUAGGUACAAUCUUUGAAGAAGGCCCGAAAAAGCCUGAAAUAGCCCAGAAAGCCUGGAAAGGCCUGAAAAUCUCGAAUUUUCACUCAAAAAAGCCCCCAAAAGCCCCCUAUUUUCAGCACGUGGGCUUUCGAAAUAUCAGACGUGGUUCAACCGAUUUCCAUCACAGUAUCUCGGCCGGUUCCAUGGAAUUUCUCAGUUUCCCGAAUCGCUGCUUCUUGGUUGGCUGAUUUGGUUUUGUUCUUUGCAAUUCCCGCCACAUUUAUCAAUGUUGAAUAUUUGCCGAAAUUGACGAGGAAUGAGGAUGUAAGCAUGAUUUUCAGCCGAAAUCUGAAAUUCGAAUUCAAGAGCUUCAAAAUGAGUCUAAACAUGAUUUUCAAAAAUUUCAGAUUUUGGCUGAAAAUCGCCCUGAAACCUGAAAUUCAAUAAAUCAGGUUUAGGCUCAUUUUGAAGUUCUUGAAAUUCUCUACAAAAUGAAUUCCAACAUGAUUUUUCAGAUUUUAGCUGAAAAUUUCAAAUUUCCAGGAAUCAAUCGAUGAAUUCGCCCUUCGUACCGCUCAAACCAUCGCCACGCAUUUGAAAAUCGAAGUUUCGAAUUUCGAACCUCGAGAUGUUGCAGAAGCGACCAAAAGAUGGAAAAGAGAUCAAUUCGAGAGAAGAAAUCAGGCUGGAAAUAGUGUGAGUCUGGAAUUUUUGGGCUGAAAAUGUGGAAAUGGUCCAAAAUUCAUGAUUUUUACAUGAAAAUGACCCUGAAAUCCUCAAAUUUUGAAAAUAAUUUCAGUUGUCAUCUGGUUCGUCUGGAAAUCGUCUUCAAAACGAUCGUCAAUUGGAUGAAUGUGCAAUGAGAAUCAAACAAUCACAUCCAUCAUUCCAUUUGUCGUUGAUUCGAGAGGAUUUGCAAAAAACUCGAAAUCAGGCGGCAACUAUUACAAAUUUGAAAUUGGGAAAAAUUCCCAAGGAUUUGAAUCCGAAUUUGGAUGGAAAGGUAGGGGAAAUUUGGGGGUUUUUGGGGUAGAAGCUUAAAAAUUCUGAAAAUACGGAAUUUUUUGAGCUUCUGUUCUGAAAUAUCUAAAUUUCAAGCUUCUGGAUCUGAAAAUUCGAAAUUUUCAGGUUUUUUUGGUCUAGAAGCUUAAAAAUUCUGAAAAUUAGGAAUUUUUUGAGCGUCUGUUCUGAAAUAUCUGAAUUUCAAGGUCCAGCAUCUGAAAAUUUGAAAUUCCCACGUUUUUUUGGUCUUGAAGCUUAAAAAUUCUGAAAAUAAGGAAUUUUUCAAGCUUCAGCAUCUGAAAAUUAGCAAUUUUCAGGUUUUUUUGGUCUAGAAGCUUAAAAAUUCUGAAAAUAAGGAAUUUUUUGAGCUUCUGUUCUGAAAUAUCUAAAUUUCAAGCUUCAGCGUCUGAAAAUUUGGAUUUUUCAGGGUUUUUUGGUCUAGAAGCUUAAAAUUUGAAAAACUCGGAAAAUUGAGCUUGUAGAUCAGAAAAUUUCAGGAUUUUCAGCUUUUUUCUCCUAGUAAAAAUUUUUCCCAAUUUUCAGAUAAAUCUCGAUCCAUCUUCGUGGAAAUCGAUUUUCUCCUCAAGAAAAUGGCAAAUGAUUGAAGAGAAUCGUAGUAAAUAUUUGCAAAAGGAUGGGUAAAAUUUAAUUUUGGUUUUUUUUCGCUUUUAUGUAUGUCAGUAUUAUUUUUCGGUGAUUUUUUGUUUGGAAACUGCUGCUAAUAAAUAAAUAAAUUUCGAAGAACUUCCGUGAGAAUUCAAAAAUUAUAGUCGAUUUUCCGUAUUUGAUUAGAAAAUAAGUACUUGAUGAUAAAUAACUUGUUCAUUCAGUUCCCGAGAAAACGACUUUAUGAGCCAUUAACGCAAAAAUUGCAACAUAAAGAUAAUUUUAAUUACUUUUAGCGAAAAAUGCAGAACUCAAGUGAAUAAGGUCCAUUUUUAUUGAGAGGAGUUGGAAAAUGAUAAGAAAAACCCGAAUAAAAGGCCGGUUGCAGUAACAAAAAUUUGAUUUUAGUCAUAAUUUUUGUACAGAGAAAUGAAUUCAUUGAUGUUAUAUAAUCAAAAUAUUUAUAUAAAUAUAUUUUUAUAUUUAAUGUAUUUAUUUUUUGAUUUAUCUAUCAGAGCUUUCGUAGCCACUUAUUUAUAUGAUCUUUACCAUUCUUACGUAAAUCGUAAUUACGAUUUUGAGGUGAGUCGAGUUCAUUAUUUUUUCGGUAGAGCACGUUUGCUAUUAAUUUAAAAAAUCUCAACCUCAACAUUUUUCAGAAUUUCGUUGAGCAAUUGGUCAAUAUUGAUUGGGAGAAAAUCAUACGAAGGAGCGUAUUUUCGGGGAAAUGUUUAAUUGAUUUGUUAAAAAUUAUUAUUAAAAUUCGAAAAGGGGUCGAAUAA
Caenorhabditis angaria is the source of this 4133-nucleotide messenger RNA. Lineage: Eukaryota; Metazoa; Nematoda; Chromadorea; Rhabditida; Rhabditidae. The record is from the annotation of a GenBank genome assembly.